This is a messenger RNA of Drosophila grimshawi, 2097 nucleotides long. RefSeq names its product very long-chain specific acyl-CoA dehydrogenase, mitochondrial (gene Acadvl). The transcript has a single exon. Gene Ontology annotation, molecular function: very-long-chain fatty acyl-CoA dehydrogenase activity; flavin adenine dinucleotide binding; fatty-acyl-CoA binding. NCBI's taxonomy places the organism in Eukaryota, Metazoa, Arthropoda, Insecta, Diptera, Drosophilidae. The record is from RefSeq and is a predicted model, not a curated record. Bases 70 to 1953 code for a protein of 627 amino acids.
GUGUAAUAGGUGACCCCCAUGUUGAUUGUUUACGUUUAGGUCCAAAGUUCAUCAUAGAAUCACUUAAAAAUGUUCAAGUUAAAUAAUAUCGGAACGCGUAAAUUAAUUUUAGAUAUUUAUAAAAACCGAUUUUAUUCGGCCGCCGUACCAAAAACUAAGCCGGAACCAGAGGCGAGCAAGGAACCCAAAAGAAAAAAUGUAUCUUUUAUUGCAAACAUGCAUCGUGGCAUUUUGGCCUCGAAGGAAGUGUUCCCCUAUCCAGAUGUCCUAACGCUGGAGCAGAAGGAGACAGUGGACAGCAUGCUGGAUCCUUUCCAACGAUUCUUCACCGAAGUAAACAAUGCUGGACGCAACGACGAGAACUCUGUGGUCGAUGAUAAUACACUGAAGAAUUUGUGGGAACUCGGCGGCAUGGGCAUCCAAGUGCCCAGCGAAUAUGGCGGCCUUGGCAUGAAUAAUACGCAGUACGCCCGACUGUGCCAAAUAGUUGGCGCCCAUGAUCUGGGACUGGGCAUUGUGUUGGGUGCCCAUCAGAGUAUCGGCUUCAAGGGCAUUAUGCUGUAUGGAACGCCCGAACAGAAGGAGAAAUAUUUACCCAAAGUGGCAUCGGAAACAGUUUACGCUGCCUUUGCGCUUACCGAGCCCAGUUCUGGAUCGGACGCCAACUCCAUACGCAGUCGCGCCGUGAAGAGUGCGGACGGCAAACACUAUGUGCUAAAUGGCUCAAAGAUUUGGAUUUCGAAUGGUGGAUGGGCCGAGGUGAUGACUGUGUUCGCCCAAACGGAACAGCUGGACAAGAAGACUGGCCAGAUGAAGGAUAAGGUGACCGCAUUCAUUGUGGAGCGUGCCUUUGGUGGCGUUACCAGCGGUCAACCCGAAAAGAAGAUGGGCAUCAAGGCCUCCAACACGGCAGAGGUCUAUUUCGACAACGUCAAGAUACCCAUUGAAAAUGUUCUGGGCAAAGAAGGUGAAGGAUUCAAAGUGGCGGUAAACAUUUUGAACAGUGGACGCUUUGGCAUGGGUGCGACGCUAUCGGGCACGAUGAAGAAGUGCAUCGAGAUUGCAACGGAACAUGCCAACAAUCGUGUGCAGUUCGGCCAAAAGAUCAAAACAUUCGGAACCAUUCAGGAGAAAUUGGCCCGAAUGAAUAUAUUGCAGUAUGCGACUGAAUCGAUGGCGUUUAUGAUUGCCCAGAACAUGGACUCGGGCAGCCAGGAUUACCAUUUGGAGACGGCCAUAUCGAAGAUUUAUGCCUCUGAGUGCGCCUGGCAGGUGUGCGACGAAGCUAUCCAAAUUCUAGGCGGCAUGGGAUUCAUGAGGGAGACCGGACUGGAGCGUAUAAUGCGAGAUUUGCGCAUCUUCCGCAUAUUCGAGGGCACCAACGAGGUGCUCCGCUUGUUUGUCGCCCUCUCCGGUGUCCAAUAUGCCGGCAACCAUUUGAAGGAGCUGCAGCGCGCAUUCAAAAAUCCAGCUGCCAAUCUUGGCUUCAUAUUCAAGGAGGCUUCCAGGCGGGCAACAUCUACAAUUGGCUUGGGCGGCACCGAUCUGAGCGCCAAUGUGGUACCCGAAUUACAGGAGUCUGCCAAGAAGACGGCUGCCUGCAUUGAUCUGUUUGGCAAGACCACCGAAGAGGUCAUCAUGAAGUACAAUAAGAACAUCAUCAACGAACAAAUCAUAUUGAAUCAUCUGGCGAAUGCUGCUAUCGAAAUCUAUGCCAUGAUGGCCACACUGUCUCGAUCGACGCGAUCUGUACAACUUAAUUUGCCCACGGCGCAACAUGAACUUAACCUAACCAAAGCCCUGGCCAUCCAGGGAUCCGAACGAGCAACUCUGCAUCUGAGAAAGGCGACCUCAGGCCAACUGAAAUCCGAAAACACUUUGACAUCCUUAAUAUCGGAGAAGGUCUGCGAAGAGAAUGGUGUCCAUUCAACGGAUGUCAUCGGCUUAAACUAAAUCGUGAAAUUACAGGCAACAAAAAGAUGGGGUGUGAAAAAUAGCUAGUAAAUGUUAAGCCCAUCCUCCAUCCAGUAGCAAAUCAUGUCUGUUUCUAUAUUAAUUUUGUGUAUCUUAUUUCGAAAUAAACGUGUUUUUUAAAUU